This is a messenger RNA of Athalia rosae (coleseed sawfly), 1876 nucleotides long. RefSeq names its product proton-coupled amino acid transporter 1. Lineage: Eukaryota; Metazoa; Arthropoda; Insecta; Hymenoptera; Athaliidae. Gene Ontology annotation, cellular component: vacuolar membrane. The record is from RefSeq and is a predicted model, not a curated record. The transcript is spliced from 10 exons. Gene Ontology annotation, biological process: amino acid transmembrane transport. The coding region runs from base 147 to 1655 and encodes 502 amino acids. Gene Ontology annotation, molecular function: amino acid transmembrane transporter activity.
GUGCAGCUAGAGCUUAUCUUCAAUAUUAUUAUAGCUCUCAUAUUUCGUUCCUAUACUUCCAGUCUUUAUAUCAUGUAUAACUUUCACCGUUGCAGGAUAAACCGUACAACCGAUAUGGCCAUGGUUUUAUAUAUAACAAUUCUUGUAUGCAGUUUACUUCCAAAGGAAUUACGAAUAAGAUUAUGGAACUUCAUGCAAAUCCAAAACGCGGACCCCCAAAGAGUCCUUCGGCUCGAUUUGGAGGGUACGGAGAUGAAACCGCGUUCAAAGAAGCUACUUCGCCAGUCGGUAAUGGCGAUGGCUACGGCGCUUUCCAGUCUAAGGAUCUUAUUAUGGCAGUUUCGGUCGAAAAAGGAGACCCACCAAAAAGUGGAGGUGGAGGUGCUCACGGUAUGACCGUCAGCCAUCCGACAUCGUACAUUGGGACUCUCAUGCAUCUUUUCAAAGGAAAUGUUGGCGCGGGAAUGUUCGCCCUUGGUGACGCUUACAAAAAUGCAGGACUCGUGCUUGCCCCUCCUUUGACAUUGAUUCUCGGUAUCAUAAGUGUUCACGCUCAGCACAUACUGCUUCGAUGCAGUGAAGAGAUGUCCAGGCGGCUAGGAGACGGAGGUGAGCAACAUCUCGGGUUUGCUAGUACCGUGGAACUUUGUUUUGCAACUGGUCCUCUCAGUUUACGAAAAUUUUCUUCUACGAUGAGACUAUUGGUUAACUUAUUUUUAUGUACUACGCAACUAGGAUUUUGUUGCGUCUACUUUGUAUUUAUUUCUACGAACGUGAAACAGGUAUUGGACGUACAUGGGGUGGAAUGGGACGUUCACCUGCAUAUGGCUAUCGUUCUUAUUCCAAUAUUACUAACUACUUGGAUACGAAAUCUGAAGUACUUGGUACCGGUAUCCUCUUUAGCAAACCUUCUGAUGAUCGGAGGGUACUGCUGCACAAUCUACAUGAUGUCCGAGGACUUGCCACCCAUAGAUAAAGACAGAAAAUACGUUGCCUCGUGGAACACUCUACCUCUCUUUUUUGGAACGGUUAUUUAUUCCUUUGAGGGCAUCAGUUUAGUGUUGCCAUUGAAGAACGAGAUGAAGAAGCCUAGUAAUUUCGAUAAACCCUUGGGUGUAUUGAAUGUAGGGAUGGUCAUAGUCUCCAUAAUGUUUGUUUCAACGGGUUUCUUGGCCUACUUGAAGUACGGUGACAAUAUUCAAGGAUCGGUCACGCUAAACCUUGAUCAGACUCAAAUACUCUCUCAGUGCAUUCAGAUAGCCAUUUCGGUAGCUAUACUGUUCACUUAUGCCUUGCAAUUCUAUGUACCCAUCGAAAUUAUGUGGCCCACUAUAUCAGAAAGAUGCGGCCCUUUUCGGUGGCCUGGUGUAGCAGAAAUUAUCUUCCGUUCUGCGCUGUGUGGGUUCACAUUCAUCCUGGCGGAAGCUAUACCACAGCUUGGCCUGUUCAUAUCACUGGUGGGCGCUUUAAGCAGCACUGCACUAGCUCUUCUUUUCCCCCCGAUCAUCGAGAUGGUCGUAUGUUGGCAGAAUUCUUCAUUUAGCAUUUUUACUUUCAUCAAGGAUAUCGUGAUCAUAAUAAUAGGAAUUUUGGGUUUUAUCACUGGGACUUAUGAAAGUAUUAACUCCAUUGUUCAUGCCUUCAGCUUGGGGUAAUAAUUAAUAGCUGUGUGAUAUACGAGUAAAUACAUAUAUAUCUUUAUGUAUGUGUAUGUAUAAUGAUGAUGGUGUCAACGAUGUACAGUUUAUUAUUAAUUGAUCAGAAUGUAAUUAUCGCUGAUUUAAAAGCUCUGUAUUUUUGUUGAUAGUUUUUUUUUUUCAUAGAUAAGUUAAAAAAUGUACAAAUUUAAAAAUUAGCUACGGUGAUUCAUUGCGAA